ACAUAUGGUGAAAAACCGUUACCUGAAAUGACAAAACCAAAGCAUGUAACUGUCAUUCUGAAUCCUCAAGCUAAUAAUGGGAAGGCAAAUGUCAGAUUUGAAAAAUUUGCUGCCCCAUUGCUGCAUUUAGCAGGUUUAAAAGUUAGUGUGUUUCAGACAGAAAAGGAAAAGCAAGCUCAAGAUCUGAUGGAAAUUAUGUCAAAUACUGAUGCUGUUAUUAUUGCUGGUGGCAAUGGAACUGUACAAGAGGUUGUUACUGGAUUGAUGAGGCGUCCAGAUAUAGAGGAAGCAAAGUUGCCUUUAGGUAUUAUACCUUUGGGAAAAACUAACACAAUUGCAAAACAUCUUUUUAGUUCCAAAGUUUCUUCAGAAGCUCAGUUGAUGGCAGAAGCUGCCAUGGCUGUGAUUCGAGAAACUACUGUUGCCUUGGAUGUUAUGAAAAUUCAGAAUUUUCAAAGUUCACAGUCUUUGGUAUCAAUUACUAAAUCAUUCAUUUUACCAGUAUGUCUCGAAGAUUUGGAUGAUCAGUAG
Stegodyphus dumicola is the source of this 531-nucleotide messenger RNA. It is a transcript of the gene Mulk, whose product is annotated as acylglycerol kinase-like protein Mulk. The record is from RefSeq and is a predicted model, not a curated record. Gene Ontology annotation, biological process: phosphorylation; ceramide biosynthetic process; sphingosine biosynthetic process. Gene Ontology annotation, molecular function: ATP-dependent diacylglycerol kinase activity; acylglycerol kinase activity; ceramide kinase activity. Lineage: Eukaryota; Metazoa; Arthropoda; Arachnida; Araneae; Eresidae. Gene Ontology annotation, cellular component: membrane; mitochondrion; cytoplasm.